This is a messenger RNA of Oikopleura dioica, 711 nucleotides long. NCBI's taxonomy places the organism in Eukaryota, Metazoa, Chordata, Appendicularia, Copelata, Oikopleuridae. The record is from the annotation of a GenBank genome assembly.
AUGAAGAUAGAAGAAAGAGAACACGAACCUGAAAUUAAUGAAGAUGAUCCAGAAGAGAUAACUGAAGCUAAUCCCGAAGCAACAGAUGACACUAAUACUUUUUUAGAAGACGAUUUCGGCGGGUUCGGCGAAGCUACAGCAAAUCCAAGUGUUGAAUUCAACGCGAGCUUCGGUGAACAUGCAAACGCAAAUCAACCACAAGAAGAUGGUGACGACGAUGAUUUUGGGGAUUUCGGAGAGACAAACGAAGCAGGAGAUGAUGAUUUCGGCGACUUCGGAGGCGAUGAUGACUUUGGAGACUUUUCGCAAACGGUUGCGCCGCCGCCGCAAGUGCCAGAAGUAGUGAAUGAUUUGGAGCCUGUAUCUCUUGGACCAGUAUGGGAGGAACUAAAAGCUGCAACGUCGUAUGAGCAAGAAGAGCCAGAAAAGACUCAAUACGCCUGGGAAGAGAGACAGGAGUCAAUAGACAAGCUAAACGAUUUUCUCAACGCUAGUGCGCUAGAUCUCACCUGGAACUCCUCCGCCACGAAAAAGAUGUUCGAGUACAUAAUGCCAAAAUUUCUUCAACUAACCCGAGAUGUGGAGAAGGAGAGAGAGGCCGAGCUAGAAAAGAUCAGAAAAGAUAAGGAAGAACAGUCUGCUACGAAAAACGCCAUGAGUAACGGAGCAAAGGAGAUGUCAAAAAGUCUAUUCAAUAAUUUUAUCGUUUGA